UUAUUUUCCUCGUCUUUUUUUUUUUGUCUUCUACUCGCUUGCUCGCUCACUCAGUGACUCACUUUCUUCUUCUCUGCUUCAACUUUCAUAAAAACUGAAAUAAUAAAAUAAAAUAAAAACAGCUGAAAUUUCUAGAUUUUGUUUUGUUUUCUCUAUGCCAUGAAGAACUUCUCUUCAUCCUCCAACCACCGUCACCCGCCGCCGCCGGGUGGCCAUAAACCGUACCUCCAGCGCCAGCACCAACAAUCUAGCUACCAAAACAAGUUCCGUCGUGUACCCAAUUUUCAGGCUGUCAACAACCAAUACUACCGCCGCCGUUUUCUGCCGCCAGCAUCCACCACCGAAGGUUCCGUCAACUCCAACGCCCUUCACCGCCCAAACUUCAUAAUUCAACUCCUCCAUGACUUCUCCUCCUCUCCUUCCAAACCGAACAACCUCCAAACUCUUAUUUCCCAACUCGACCCAUCCCCCCAAAACUCUCACAUUUACACCACUGGUAAAAUCGCCGCUUCCCUAAUUUUCCAAGAAUGGAGCAAAACCCUCUCUUCAGUUCUCCAUUUAUGGCGUUCCCGCCUUGAUGGGUCCAUCCAUUACACUCCCAAGCUUAUUUCCAACGUCAUCGUGCCUUCUGACCUGGUGGAGCUCAAUCAAAACCUUAAAACCCUUUUCUCGAGCCAUAUAACGGGAUUGAUGGAAGGGGAACUGGUUAGGAAGUGGCAGAAAAAAAUCAAUGAAAAAUCCGAUGAGAUCGCUGACUUGUCUGGACAAAUGGGUAAGAGGAAAUAUUCGCUGGGAAGGUUUUAUGAGUUGGAUGACAAGAAGAAAGCUUUAAAGGCGGAAAGGUCUACGAUUUCGAAGCGGUUGAAGGAGUUUAAGGGAGGGAUGAGGAGCUUGUUGAGGUGCUUGGAAACUGGGGAAAUUGGGAAUGAGGAAGGGGAUGAAGGUGUGGAGGUUUAUAGGGUUGAAGGAGAGCUUGAUUGGAAGCUAAUCCAUCAGCUGAUUUUGAGGGAAUGUAGAAGGUUGGAAGAUGGUUUGCCUAUUUAUGCUCAUAGGCAAGAAAUUCUUACUAGAAUACAUGGUCAACAGGUAACGGUGUUGAUUGGAGAGACUGGUUCAGGAAAGAGCACCCAGCUGGUUCAGUUUCUUUCUGAUUCAGGAAUCGCUGCAAAUGAGUCAAUUGUAUGUACUCAGCCACGAAAGAUUGCUGCCAUCUCAUUAGCAAAAAGAGUUAGAGAAGAAAGCAUCGGGUGCUACAGUGAUAACUCAGUCAUUUGUUAUUCAACAUUUUCAUCCUCUCAGCAGUUUCAUUCAAAGGUGAUAUAUAUGACUGACCACUGUUUACUGCAGCAUUAUAUGAAGGAUAAGAAUUUGUCCGGCAUUUCUUGCAUCAUCGUUGAUGAGGCCCAUGAAAGAAGUCUGAACACUGAUCUUCUUUUGGCAUUGGUUAAAGAUUUACUUGGCCGAAGAUUUGAUUUAAGGCUUGUAAUAAUGUCUGCAACAGCUAAUGCCAAUCAACUGUCAGACUACUUUUUUGGGUGUGGAAUCUUUCAUUUGGAGGGUAGAAACUUUCCUGUUGAUAUUAAGUAUGUUCCUUGUGCAACUGAGGGAACUUCUGGUUCUGGUAUGGUUGCGACAUAUGUUUCUUAUGUCUUGAGGAUGGCUGCUGAGGUUCACAAAACAGAGAAAGAAGGGAAUAUUCUCGCCUUUUUGACUUCCCAGAUGGAAGUAGAAUGGGCUUGCGAUCAUUUUGAAGCUCCAAAUGCCAUUGUUUUACCAUUGCAUGGAAAGCUAUCCUUUGAAGAGCAAUGUCAUGUUUUCCAGAACUACCCUGGGAAGAGAAAAAUUAUUUUUGCAACAAAUAUUGCAGAGACUUCACUUACAAUUCCUGGGGUCAAGUAUGUAAUUGAUUCUGGUAUGGUCAAGGAGAGUAAAUUUGAACCUGGAACUGGGAUGAAUGUUCUAAAAGUGUGCUGGAUCAGCCAGAGUUCUGCUAAUCAACGGGCUGGUCGUGCUGGGAGGACCGAACCAGGAAGAUGCUACAGACUAUACACAGAAAGUGAUUUUGAGUUGAUGACUUCUAAUCAGGAGCCUGAGAUUUGUAGAGUUCAUCUUGGUAUUGCAGUUUUGAGGAUCCUUGCUUUAGGAAUCAAGAAUAUUCAGACUUUUGAUUUUGUUGAUGCGCCUAGUCCUAAAGCCAUUGAUUCAGCAACUAGGAAUCUUAUCCAGUUGGGAGCCAUUGUGGAAAAGAAUGGUGUUUUUGAAUUAACUGAUGAAGGACGGUACUUGGUAAAAUUGGGGAUUGAGCCUCGUCUUGGCAAACUGAUUAUCAGUUGCUUUCAUUGUGGCCUGUGUAGGGAAGGCCUUGUUCUUGCUGCUGUUAUGGCAAAUGCCAGUAGCAUAUUUUGCAGGGUGGGAAAUGAUGAUGAUAAAGUCAAAGCUGAUUGUCUUAAGGUGCAAUUUUGCCACCAGAAUGGUGAUCUCUUUACUCUGCUCUCUGUGUACAAGGAAUGGGAAGCUCUCCCUUCUGACAGGAAAAAUAAAUGGUGCUGGGAAAACAGCAUAAAUGCUAAAUCAAUGCGCAGAUGCCAAGACACCGUAACCGAAUUAGAAAUUUGUCUAAAAAAGGAACUUGCUGUUAUUAUUCCAAGUUACUUAAUAUGGGAUCCUCAUAAGUCUACUGAGCGUGAUAAAACAUUGAAGGCGAUUAUACUUUCCUCCCUAGCUGAAAAUGUAGCCAUGUAUUCCGGACAUGAUCAACUUGGUUAUGAAGUGGCAUUGACCCGACAAUAUGUUCAGCUGCAUCCUUCAUGUUCAUUGCUGAUAUUUGGUCAGAAGCCAAGUUGGGUUGUUUUUGGUGAACUCUUAUCCAUAACUAAGCAGUAUUUGGUCUGUGUAACUGCUUUUGAUUAUGAAUCUUUGGCCACUCUGGACCCACCACCCUUGUUUGAUGCCUCUCAGAUGGAAAGCCGGAGGUUGCAAGUGAAGGCAUUGACUGGUUUUGGUAGUACUCUAUUAAAAAAAUUCUGUGGGAAAUCCAAUCAUAAUCUUCGAUCUCUUUCAUCACGGAUUAAGACUGUUUGUAAGGAUGAACGGAUUGGAGUUGAAGUUAAUGUUGACCAGAAUGAGAUUUUGCUGUUUGCCUCAUCAGUGGACAUGCAGAAGGUUCUGGAUUUUGUAACUGAUGUGCUGGAAUGUGAAAAGAAAUGGUUGCAUAAUGAAUGUAUGGAGAAACCUUUGUUUCAUGGGCGGAGUGCCUCACCAUGUAUGGCACUUUUUGGAGCAGGAGCUGAGAUUAAGCAUCUUGAAGUUGAUAAAAGAUAUUUAGCUGUUGACGUGUUCCAUUCAAAUCUUAAUGCCAUCGAUGAUAAGGAGCUGUUGAUGUUCUUUGAGAAACAUUCGAAUGGUGGUAUUUGUUCUGUCCAUAAAUCUCAAGCCAAUGGACAGGAAAUUGACGACAAGGAAAAAUGGGGCAAGAUAAUGUUCCUGACUCCUGAUGCAGCCAGAAAAGCUGCUGAGCUGGAUGGGGUUGAAUUUUCCGGCUCUGCAUUGAAGGUACUUCCUUCACAGACAUCCUUUGGGGGUGAUCAUAAGAUGUUCUCUUUCCCUCCUGUCAAAGCAAAACUUUCUUGGCCUCGUAGGCUCAGUAAAGGGAUUGGAAUUGUUAGAUGUGACCGGCUUGAUGUUCCGGACAUUUUGUAUGAUUUCUCAAGUCGUCUGGUAAUAGCAGGAAAAUAUGUUAAUUGUGGAGUUAGCAGGAAAUGUGAUGAUUCUGUUGUUAUAUAUGGAAUUGAUAAAGAGCUUUCCGAAGCUGAAAUUUGGGAUACACUGCAUUCAGCAACAGAACGGGAAAUCCAUGAUUUUUUUAUCGUGAGAGGAGAUGCUGUCAAAAAUCCAACAUGUGGUGCUUGUGAAGAGGCACUCUGGAGGGAAAUAUCCCCCUUUAUGCCUAAAGGAAAUCCUUAUACAAACUGUUGUUGGGUUCAGGUUUUUGAGCCUGAACCAAAGGAGACUUUCAUGAAAGCAUUGAUCACAUUUGAUGGAAGAUUACAUUUGGAGGCUGCAAAAGCUUUAGAACAGCUAGAGGGUAAAGUUUUACCUGGAUGUCUUUCAUGGCAGAAGAUAAGAUGCCAGCAACUGUUUCAUAGUUCUAUUUCCUGCUCCUCCUCUGUCUAUGCUGUUAUUAAGAAGCAGCUCGAUUCUUUGCUAGCAAGCUUCAGACAUGUAAAAGGUGCAGAUUGCUUCCUGGAGACAAAUGAAAAUGGUUCCUGUCGAGUGAGAAUAUCUGCCAAUGCCACCAAAACCGUGGCAGAGUUGCGACGGCCGGUGGAAGAGCUAAUGAAUGGUAGGACUGUGAAACAUGCCAGCCUCACUCCUUCCAUACUGCAGCACCUGUUCUCUAGAGAUGGCAUUAAUCUAAUGAGAUCGUUGCAACGAGAGACAAGAACUUACAUACUUUUUGACCGGCAUAGUUUGAAUAUAAGAAUCUUUGGCUUGCCAGAUGAUGCUGCAGUAGCCCAGCAAAAACUGAUGCAAUCCCUUUUGUCCUACCACGAAAGCAAGCAGCUUGAGGUCCGACUUCGUGGUCGGGGUCUGCCUCCUGAUAUGAUGAAGGAGGUGGUUAAGAAAUUUGGGCCAGACCUUCAUGGCCUCAAAGAGAAGAUACCUGGGGCUGAAUUUACACUUAACACCCGACAUCAUAUUAUUUCGAUUUGCGGUAACAAAGAGAUGAAGCAAAAGGUAGAAGAAAUCGUGCUCCAGAUUGCAGAGGCAGGCAGAGAUUUAGCUGUGAGAUCUGAUAGUGAAGUCAGCUGCCCCAUUUGCUUAUGUGAAGUAGAAGAUGGCUACCGGCUCGAAGGAUGUUCACAUUUCUUUUGUCGUUCGUGUUUGGUGGAGCAAUGCGAGUCUGCCAUUAAAAACUUGGAUAGUUUUCCAUUAUGCUGUGCUCAGCAAGGUUGUAAAGCUCCCAUUUUGCUUACUGAUUUAAAGUCUCUGUUGUCAACUGAGAAGUUAGAGGAACUCUUCAGAGCUUCAUUGGGUGCAUUUGUUGUGUCCAGUGGGGGUGCCUAUCGGUUUUGCCCUUCUCCUGAUUGCCCCUCUGUUUAUCGUGUUGCUGGUCCCGAGACUGUCGGCGAGCCAUUUGUCUGUGGAGCAUGUUAUGCUGAGACCUGUACUAGGUGCCAUCUGGAAUAUCAUCCGUAUCUGUCAUGUGAGAAGUACCGAGAGUUCAAGGAAGAUCCCGAUAUGUCUUUGAAAGAGUGGUGCAAAGGAAAAGAGCAGGUGAAAACUUGCCCCGUAUGUGGAUAUACAAUUGAGAAGAUCGAUGGGUGUAACCAUGUCGAAUGUAAGUGCGGGAGGCAUGUUUGCUGGGUUUGUUUAGAGUUCUUUAGUAGCAGUGAUGAUUGUUAUGGCCAUUUGAGAGCUGUUCACAUGGCCAUCAUCUAGUUUUAUAUUAUUUCUUACAUUUUGACAAUAAUUCAUGUAAGUGGAGCGUCAUGUAUGUGUAUAUAUAUAUAUAUAGGGUUUUAUGCA
Molecule: messenger RNA, 5529 nt
Organism: Gossypium raimondii (Peruvian cotton)
Lineage: Eukaryota; Viridiplantae; Streptophyta; Magnoliopsida; Malvales; Malvaceae
Product: ATP-dependent RNA helicase DEAH11, chloroplastic
Exons: 3
Coding region: 160-5442 (1760 amino acids)
Biological process (GO): spliceosomal complex disassembly
Cellular component (GO): catalytic step 2 spliceosome; intracellular anatomical structure
Molecular function (GO): RNA binding; zinc ion binding; ATP binding
Source: RefSeq, a predicted model, not a curated record